AUGGCUAGGCUAAUAGAGGAGACACCUCGGCAUAAUUACGCUUCCAUUCCUGGAAGCGCAGCGCCUGAGGAGGUCGAAGUAAGUUACAGAGAUGAAUUCAGGCAGAUCGGGAAAAACGCUCUUCCUCUUAUUGUAACGUUCGCGCUACAGACGUCGUUAUCGUUCGUUACUGUAGCCUUUGUCGGUAGACUAGGGGCGUUGGAAUUAGGCGGUGUAUCCUUGGCAAAUGUAACUUUCACAGCAACCUCAGCAGUGUUCCAAGGCCUUGCGACUUGCUUAGAUACCUUGUGCCCGCAAGCGUUUGGUGCAAAGCAGUAUCAGCUAGUCGGUCUUUACUUCCAGCGCGGACUCGCUAUCAGUUUGGUGUUUGCCUGUCCAAUAGCAUUGUUGUGGUGGUACUCUGAACUGAUGCUAGGCGCGAUGGUAGACGACCAGCGUCUUGUGAAAAUCGCAGCGCGAUACUUACGAGUGAUGGUGACAAGUAUUCCUGGCUACGUUACGUUCGAGUGCGGUAAGAAGUACCUGCAGGCACAGAACGAUUUCACUACUGCGCAAUACAUUCUGUUCGUAUGUGCCCCUCUCAAUGUGUUGCUGAAUUACUUGUUCGUGUUCCGAUUCGGUCUGGGUUUUGUGGGAGCGCCUAUGGCUACUUCGCUUACUUUCACGUUGAUGGGCGCUUCUCUGGCCACGUUUAUCUGGUGCAAGACUUAUAGAGACGGUACUACCAGCUGCUGGAGUCCACUCAAGAACUGGAAGCCCAUCUUUGCAAACUGGGGUACUAUGGUUUCAUUGGCGAUCCCAGGGAUCAUCAUGAUCGAGGCUGAGUUUUUGGCGUUUGAAUCACUUACGGUCCUUUCUGCGAAGUUCGGAACUGAGUCCCUUGCGGCACAAUCUGUCAUUGCGUCUAUCCAAUCUUUAACGUUUCAAGCGCCAUUUUCAGCAGGAGUUGCUGCAUCUAACAGGAUUGCAUACCACAUAGGUAAAUCGCGCGUGCGCGCCUGUCAAGUUGCCUCCCGGGCAACCUUGAUCUACAUCGGCUUUUUGAUUGGCACUGCGAACCUUCUAUUCUUGGUUCUCGGCAGGACUAUAAUACCUUCUGUUUUUAGCAACGAUGAGGGUGUCAUUAAAAUUGCAUCUCAGGUGCUGCCUAUCAUAGGCAUCAACCAGGUCUGCGAUGUCCUAAAUGUCCUUUCUGCUGGCAUACUGCGAGCACAAGGCCGCCAGAAGAUCGGCGGGGUACUCAAUAUCAUUGCCUACUACCUCGUGGGGCUGCCGAUGGCUAUUUUCCUUGGAUUCCGCUGCAAGUGGGCGCUCCAGGGAUUUUGGGUGGGACUUGGUUGCGGUAUUCUAUUUUUGGGACUGAGUGAGCUAUACUGCGUUUGGAAAUCCGACUGGGCUAAGAUUAUACGCAACUCGCGGCGGCUUCACAAAGAUUCGCCAGCGGUGUAG
Lachancea thermotolerans CBS 6340 is the source of this 1449-nucleotide messenger RNA. Its product is annotated as MATE family efflux transporter. The transcript has a single exon. Gene Ontology annotation, cellular component: membrane. Gene Ontology annotation, molecular function: antiporter activity; xenobiotic transmembrane transporter activity. Gene Ontology annotation, biological process: xenobiotic detoxification by transmembrane export across the plasma membrane. Lineage: Eukaryota; Fungi; Ascomycota; Saccharomycetes; Saccharomycetales; Saccharomycetaceae. The record is from RefSeq and is a predicted model, not a curated record. The coding region runs from base 1 to 1449 and encodes 482 amino acids.